This is a messenger RNA of Trifolium pratense (red clover), 1276 nucleotides long. Its product is annotated as lipid droplet phospholipase 1-like. NCBI's taxonomy places the organism in Eukaryota, Viridiplantae, Streptophyta, Magnoliopsida, Fabales, Fabaceae. The record is from RefSeq and is a predicted model, not a curated record. The transcript is spliced from 10 exons. Bases 70 to 1101 code for a protein of 343 amino acids.
ACUCCUCACCUUUUCCGUUCUUCACUACUCUACUGCUACUACUACUACUCACCCUCUUCCGUUAACCCAAUGGAGUACGACGAUGAUUCCAAUUAUUCCUCCUCCUCCUCCUCCUCGUCCUCCUCCUCCUCCUCCUCCGUGGACCAUCUCAUUGUCAUGGUAAAUGGAACGGGUGGAAGUGCAAAAGAUUGGAUGUUUGCGACAGAGCAAUUUGUUACAGUGUUCCCGGAUAAGGUUUUUGUUCACCGUAGCAAACAGAAUGUAGGUAAGCUGGCAAAAGAUGGUGUGGACAUAAUGGGUGAGCGAUUGGCAAGAGAGGUCAUUGAAGUAAUUGAAAGAAAGUCAAAUCUGCGUAAAAUCUCCUUUUUAGCAUACUCGGUUGGAGGACUGGUGGCACGAUAUGCGAUUGGGCGGUUGCAUAAGACACCUGAAAUUGAACCUAUGCAGAACUCGAGCAAUGCUGAGAGUAACGCGGACUCAGUUGGUACAAUAUGCGGUUUACGGGCGAUGAAUUUCAUAACACUUGCCACACCUCAUCUAGGGUUAAGUGGCCAUAAGCAGUUGCCAAUUCUUUUUGGAAAAACUAAACUUGAGAAAAUUGCAAGAAAGAUUGCUUCUUGGACAGAUGGAAAAACAGGCCGUCAUCUUUUCCUUACUGAUGGCACUGAGCAAAAAGAUCCCUUGCUCCUAAGCAUGGUUACUGACUCUAAUCAAUGUUAUUUCAUAUCUGCAUUGCGUGCUUUCAAACGCCGGGUUGUAUAUGCAAAUGUGAUCAAUGACCAUGUUGUUGGUUGGAGAACCGCGUCCAUUAGAGGUGAUAUUGCACGCAAACAAUGGGACGGUAUCCACAAUGAAUAUCCACAUGUUGUGUACGAAGAGGAUUGCCAAGCUUGCGACCCAGUGGAAAAUAAUAGAUCUUAUGAUAUACAAGAGGAGAUGCUAAAAGGUUUGUCGUCCGUGGCAUGGGAAAAAGUGGAUGUCAGCUUCAACAAUGGCCUUGUUAAGUUUGAAGCUCAUAGCCUCAUCCAGGUCACACAUCCAUCCAGACAUAUAGAAGGCGCGGAUGUGAUCCAACAUAUGAUUGACCAUUUUCUUACCUAGUUUUUUGUUUCUAUAAUUCCUAAAAGAACCUGUUUAACUAGUUGUAUCUUAUGGACGUCAUUUAAAAGAACUUGUUUGACUAGUUGUGUAUCUUAUGAACAUGAUAGCUUUGGUUGUGUGUGAUAUUCACUAGUAUUUGGUUAUGCAUGUACAGAGUAAACAAUAUAAAUUUUCU